UGGCGGGAGGACGAUCGCCCGCCUCUAGCAGUAUGGCUGCCGUAAGGACAGGAGAGAACCUGCAGGGGGAGAGGUGCAUUUUAUGAAACAUACUUUGAUCCAGCGACGUACCUGGACCUAUAAGAAAUGUAACUGAUAUGGUUGAUGCUUCCGGAAACCUAUGGAGAAGAAGGAAUUUGAGUCAUGGCUUGAAAACCUCUCGGCUACCUUUUACACCCUGACGGACCUGCAGAAAAAUGAAACACUGGAUCACUUGAUCAGCCGGAGCGGUGCUGUCCAGCUGAGGCACCUCUCCAACAACCUAGAGACCCUGCUGAAGAGGGACUUUCUCAGACUACUUCCGCUGGAACUGAGCUUCUACCUGCUGAAAUGGCUGGACCCCCAGACCUUACUCACGUGUUGCCUUGUCUCUAAGCAAUGGAAUAAGGUUAUAAGUGCCUGUACGGAAGUGUGGCAAACGGCUUGUAGGAAUUUGGGCUGGCAGGUCGACGAUGCCGUGCACGAGACUUUGCACUGGAAGAAAGUUUACCUAAAGGCCGUUUUAAGAAUGAAACAACUGGAGGAUCACGAAGCCUUCCAAACCGCAUCGCUAAUUGGACAUAGUGCCAGGGUUUAUGCACUUUACUAUAAAAAUGGACUCCUGUGUACAGGUUCAGAUGAUCUGUCCGCGAAGCUGUGGGACGUGAGCACCGGGCAGUGCAUUUAUGGCAUCCAAACUCACACGUGUGCGGCUGUGACGUUCGACGAACAAAAACUCGUAACUGGAUCCUUUGAUAACACUGUCGCCUGUUGGGACUGGAUUUCAGGGGCCAGAACUCAGCACUUCAGAGGACAUACUGGAGCAGUUUUUAGCGUGGAUUACAGCGACGAGCUCGAUUUACUCGUCAGCGGCUCUGCAGAUAACACUGUGAAAAUCUGGGCCUUAUCUUCCGGAUCUUGUUUGAAUACGCUCACUGGCCAUACUGAAUGGGUCACAAAAGUAGUUUUGCAGAAAUGUCAAGUCAAAUCCAUCAUGCACAGUCCCGGGGAUUAUAUCCUACUUAGUGCCGAUAAAUAUGAAAUCAAGAUUUGGCCGAUCGGAAGGGAAAUAAACUGUAAAUGCUUGAGGACGCUGUACGUAUCGGACGAUCGCAGUAUAUGCUUACAGCCGCGGCUGCACUUUGAUGGAAAAUACAUCGUGUGCAGCUCGGCCAUUGGGCUCUACCAGUGGGACUUUGCCAGCUACGACAUUCUAAGAGUUAUCAAAAUGCCGGAUUCUGUAAACCUUUCCUUACUGGGUUUUGGAGACAUUUUCGCUCUCCUGUUCGACAACCACUACCUAUACAUUAUGGAUUUAAGGACAGAGAAACUGAUCAGCCGAUGGCCUCUGCCAGAGUACCGGAAAUCCAAGAGGGGCUCCAGCUUUUUGGCCGGAGAAACGUCGUGGUUAAAUGGUCUGGAUGGCGUGAAUGACAUCGGUCUGGUGUUCGCCACGAGUAUGCCAGACCACAGUAUCCACUUGGUGUUGUGGAAAGAAAACGGUUGAUGGCCGCAGGACGCCUGGUGCCGGCUGUUUUUAAACAGGACGCUGAGACUGGUGAUUUUUCUACCACCGACUUUCAGAGUAUAACUUGCAUGAACCAAAGUUUCACAUCCGGUAUCCCAUCAUGCAGUGCACAAUCAUUUCUAUUACGUUUGCGGGCGGAAGCGGCGGUCCGAUUGACCCGGAAACAGGCUGCAUGCUAUCUGAAUUUCACCAGAAAUUUCUAUGAGCGUUUAUAGGUUUGCUGUUCUCAUUAUGAUCCAGCCAGACAACUGCGGUUAAGUUAUAAAGAAAAAAACAGAUAUAUUCUGAUCCCAUUAAAAAAAAAAAAAAAAGAGUAUCCGGACGGCAGGCAUUCCAUCUUAGCCCAUUUGUACAAUAUCUCAACAUUCAAUAGUGUUUAUAAAUGUAAUCUAUUUUAAUACAGGAAAAAAAAAUAGUUGUAACAUAUUUAGUUUAAAUAUUAUGUAUAAAGGCGCCAUCGUAGACCCAAAAGCAGGGGCCUCCCCUUGCUGAACAUUACUUAUGUUUCUUUAUUUUUUAUUAAAAAUAGAAGAUUCUUUUGAGUGCCAGAAGCUUAAAUCCGCCUGAUUUGGGAGCCGAGAGGGAAAUAAAAAAAAGAAAAGGGGGCCGUUCGCUAAACGUGAGCCAGAUAGAAGAAUGGCCGGCUUUUAUAGCGGGAAUUGCAGUGAAAGCGUGAUGUGAUCUGUACGCUGGCAGAGAGGACUUACACACACCUGUCCUUUCUGUAAACGGUCAUCCAAAUAAAAUUUCAGAUAUCUCGAUUGUCUUA
Spea bombifrons (plains spadefoot toad) is the source of this 2315-nucleotide messenger RNA. RefSeq names its product F-box and WD repeat domain containing 2 (gene FBXW2). Gene Ontology annotation, molecular function: protein binding. Bases 161 to 1525 code for a protein of 454 amino acids. The transcript is spliced from 8 exons. Lineage: Eukaryota; Metazoa; Chordata; Amphibia; Anura; Pelobatidae. The record is from RefSeq and is a predicted model, not a curated record.